AUGGCAAUGAAGAAGCUCUUGUGGGUUGUUCUGUCUCUUUCUUUGGCUCUUGGAGUGGCCAAUAGCUUUGAUUUUCAUGACAAGGAUUUGGCGUCCGAGGAAAGCUUGUGGGACUUGUACGAGAGGUGGAGGAGUCACCACACGGUCUCGCGAAGCCUCGGUGAGAAGCACAAACGGUUUAACGUGUUCAAAGCAAAUGUGAUGCAUGUCCAUGACACUAACAAGAUGGAUAAACCUUACAAGCUGAAACUGAACAAGUUCGCAGACAUGACCAACCAUGAAUUCAGGAGUACCUAUGCUGGCUCAAAGGUUAAUCACCACAUAAUGUUCAGAGGCACGCCACGUGGGAACGGGACCUUCAUGUAUGAGAAGGUUGGUACUGUUCCUCCCUCUCUGGAUUGGAGGAAGAAAGGUGCUGUGACUGAUGUAAAAGAUCAAGGCCAAUGUGGUAGCUGCUGGGCGUUUUCAACUGUUGUAGCUGUUGAAGGCAUUAACCAAAUCAAGACAAAUAAGCUGGUCACCUUGUCUGAACAAGAGUUGGUGGACUGUGACAAGGAACAAAACCAAGGAUGCAAUGGUGGGUUAAUGGAAUCUGCUUUCGAGUUUAUCAAGCAGAAGGGAGGCAUAACUACAGAAAGCAAUUACCCUUACACAGCACAAGAAGGAACCUGUGAUGCAUCAAAGGAGAAUGAUCUAGUUGUGUCAAUUGAUGGCCAUGAGAAUGUCCCUGCUGACGAUGAAAAUGCAUUGCUUAAAGCUGUUGCCAACCAACCUGUUUCUGUAGCCAUUGAUGCUGGGGGAUCUGAUUUCCAGUUCUACUCUGAGGGAGUAUUUACUGGUGAUUGUAGCACGGAUCUAAAUCAUGGUGUAGCGAUUGUGGGGUAUGGAACAACUGUUGAUGGGACUAAUUACUGGAUAGUGAGGAACUCCUGGGGACCAGAAUGGGGAGAACAGGGUUACAUAAGAAUGCAAAGGAAUAUAUCGAAAAAGGAGGGACUUUGUGGCAUAUCCAAGUUGGCUUCCUACCCAAUCAAAAACUCCUCUGAUAAUCCAACAGGAUCUUUCUUAUCUCCAAAAGAUGAACUUUGA
Sphenostylis stenocarpa is the source of this 1089-nucleotide messenger RNA. Lineage: Eukaryota; Viridiplantae; Streptophyta; Magnoliopsida; Fabales; Fabaceae. The record is from the annotation of a GenBank genome assembly.